Molecule: messenger RNA, 585 nt
Organism: Zingiber officinale
Lineage: Eukaryota; Viridiplantae; Streptophyta; Magnoliopsida; Zingiberales; Zingiberaceae
Exons: 1
Coding region: 1-585 (194 amino acids)
Molecular function (GO): zinc ion binding; nucleic acid binding
Source: RefSeq, a predicted model, not a curated record
AUGUUCAUUAGCACUGAGCUUUCAGAUAAACUAUUCCGAAAAAUGCCACCUAUAAUCGGUAAUGAAAUUGAAGCUGCCUUUAAAGCAAAGUAUCCAGCUAAUCAGGUAGGUGUAAUACCUAGAAUUCAUUUCACAUACCAGUAUUUGGCAGAAAUAUGCAAAAAGGCGGCCAUACAGAAAAGUGUAAAAGACCUUGCUUUCUGUAGCAAAAUUCCAAUACCAGGUUACUACAAUAAGCAGAAAAAGUAUGGUUUACGAAAAGCCAAGAACUAUAAAGGAAAGCCACAUGAUUCCCAUGUUCGGGUUUUCAAGAAAAAGAAGGCAGAACAGCAGAAAAAAUGCAAGUGUUUCAUCUGCGGGGAGCCAGGCCACUUUGCCCGAGAUUGUAAGAAGCAAACGGGCAAUAUUGCAAGAGCAGCUAUACUUAAUCAAUUAGAUCUACCCUCUGACUAUGAUAUAUUAUCUGUAGAUCUUAAUGAAGCUGAUUCUGAUGCAAUUUGUUCCUUUUCAGAAGGAGAAGCAGGCCCAAAUUAUGUAAAUCUAGUCCUGGAAGAAACACCUGGAUACAAGAAACAGUAUUUGUAG